Soboliphyme baturini is the source of this 525-nucleotide messenger RNA. The record is from the annotation of a GenBank genome assembly. Lineage: Eukaryota; Metazoa; Nematoda; Enoplea; Dioctophymatida; Soboliphymatidae.
AUGGUGAUGCUGACGAUCGCUACGGCCGUGGCAUGCAUGCUGAUGCAUCAUGUUCAGUACAGCGUUGCCGACAAUGUUCCAUCGAGGUGCAUCAGCGAGCUGCGUAAGUUUCAGAUUUGCACUCGCACGAACCUCCGCAACAUAAUAUAUAACCAGACGCUGCUCAGCACCCGGAAACGACAAAUAUCGCAGUGCUUCUCCGGAAGCGGAUGCCACAUGCCUUCGCUGGCUUCCAAUCCGCAGGUGGCGCAGAUUUCCGGAUCAAGCGUUCCGUACCCGUCGAUGCAGUACUGUAUGAAGCUGGCGAUUGCUGGGGCCAAGCAGCGCAUCGAGAAGUGCAUGGCGCGCGUCGUACCACAUUUCACCUUCAGUGUCACCGGCAGUACGAAACUUGCAAGCGGAGAUUUCGGCCAAAUACUGUACGUUGAUUGGAGAACGUUUGAUUUCAGACGCGGCACGUGCAACGGUUGCAUGCCACAUUCUGGCUUGAACCAUUCGAAAUUCAGAGCUCAUGAUUUUCGGUAG